AUGUCGUUAUUCAAAAUACGCCAAUUUUGGUAUACAACCAGCGAAGAUGAUGAAUAUUUUGAUCAAAAUUCAUUGAUUGUGAGUAGAUUCAAUUCGGACUUUGAUUACAUCGUUACUGCAAGUCACAGCGGUGUUUUAAGAAUAUUCAAUCCUAGCGAGAAUGGUUUUCAUCCUAACGAUGCUAUAGUGGAAAAGAUUUUUGAUCAUCCCAUUCUGCAAAUAGCCAGCGGCAGAUUGGUAUCAGGAAAUCAAUCUAUGCAGUUGGCAGUUCUACAUCCUAAGUUAUUGGCCAUCUACUCCUUAGUAAUUACUGUUGGUAAAAUUGAACAUGGAAACCAAAGUUAUCUACAAUUGCUAUACGAACACAAACUUCGGAGAUCAGCGGCAAAUUUUGUGGUCGGCCCAUUCGGAGGUUCUCAAAAUAGAGAUUUCAUUUGUGUUCAAUCUUUGGAUGGCAUUUUUAGUUUCUUUGAACAAGAAAGCCAAGUUACUCAUGUGGCUUUACCAGAUUUUCUACUGCCUGGGCCUUUGGAUUACAUAGUGAAGACUGAUAGUUUUAUUACUGUUAGUUCCGAUUGGGGAAUUGUGACAUACAAGUAUAAAAAUCUAUCAGAAGCAGCAGAUGAAUCUACAGAUCCUAUUUAUUCAAAACCAAAACUAAUUAGUGACUGGUUUUAUUAUUUAGGAGAAACUGUUACGGAUAUACAAGUGACAAAUGAUAUAAUUAACAGGGAAUCUUGGAUUGUGAUACUAGGAGAGAAACACUUAAUUUGCCUUACAGAUAAUGGAAUGCCUAAGUUUAUGAAAAAGUUGGAUUAUAGUCCAAUUUGUAUGCAUUCGUAUGUUAUAGAUACUAAAGUCUUCACUCUCAUAACAGCGGAAACAAAUAUGCUGUUGGUCUAUGAAAAUACUACAUUGAAGUGGUCAGCUCAAUUUGAUUGCUUACCAAUUGCCAUACAUCGAGUUUUUCUCAAAUCGAUCAAAGGAGCUUUAGUCUUACUUACCGAAGAAGGUCGUUUGGAAUGUUGUUAUUUGGGUACCGAACCGAGUUUCUUUGUGGCACCACCUUUGAAUUUUCAGGAAAUUGAUUUUGUUACGGCUGAAAAAGAAUUGGUAGAUUUGGAAAAGGUUAUGACAAGCUUCAAUAGCAGCGGUGUUUUCCUAUUCGAAUCAGUAGCACAUGAAUUAAAUGGGAGGGAAAUCGAAAAAGUUCGUGAUCCUGGCCUCACCAGUACGGUUAAGAGUCUUCUGACCUUGAAUGAAUAUGAGAGCAAAACACUCAAUACUGCAGGAUGGAACUGGUUCGGUGGAACACUACCAUCAUUUGUUAAAACUACUGAUAAUGAUGGUACUUUCAAUUUACUGAUACCUCUACAUAACUUGUUCGGUGUAUUUGCUGAUUACGAGAAUGUUAUUAUGGGAAAGCAGAAAAUCAAACUAGUGCGUGCUCGAAAUGAUGAAAAUUGCUACAUUACCGAAACUGGAGAAAAGAAGGCGGCAAUUACAAUUUCUUCAAUAGAACUAAAAGUUAAAUAUGUGUAUCUCAAUGAUAUGAUAAAACUAAAUGUUUUUGAGGAAAUUGCUAAAAAUAAGCCUAUCUUCAAUGCAUAUAGAAAUUGGGAAAUUCAUGAAUUACCAGCUCUAAGAACUACGAAAAGAGAUAUUUGGACAAUAAAUCAAACGCCGCCGAAUAUCAUCAAUUUAGAAAAUUCACAUUCAGAAGGUACAAUACCCAAUUUACACAAAAAGUUAACUAACUGUAGACAUCAUAAAUUAAGUUGGUGUUCAUGUAGUAUUGUUAAUGUUUAUAAAAUAUAUAAUUAUAUUGUGAGAGUUUUGUCUAAUUAG
This is a messenger RNA of Ceutorhynchus assimilis (cabbage seed weevil), 1848 nucleotides long. NCBI's taxonomy places the organism in Eukaryota, Metazoa, Arthropoda, Insecta, Coleoptera, Curculionidae. The record is from the annotation of a GenBank genome assembly.